AUGUCAGACAAAAAAAUGUCAUCAAGCCGCAAACACACUCUGAAGAACGUGAUGCUGCAGCUUGCGAGAGAGCUGUUGGAUCGGGAAGCGACUGACAGAGUGGAGGAGAAAAAGCAAUACAUGGAAGAGCGCUGUCCUCCGCUUGUCCUUCCAAACUCUCUAGAGGAGCUCCAGAACCUGUGCAGGGAGCUUCAUGAAAAAAUCGAGAUGGUCAAUGAGGAUAAAUAUGACUUGGAGCGGAAAAUAGAAAUGUUCUGCAAUGAGGUCAAGGAACUCAACUUUAAGGUGAUCGACCUGCAAGGCAAGUUCAAGAAGCCACCGCUGAAGAAGGUGCGCAUGUCCGCUGACGCCAUGCUCCAGGCUCUGCUGGGCUCCAAGCACAAGGUGUCCAUGGAUCUGAGAGCCAACCUGAAACAAGUGAAGAAGGAGACCAAGGAGGAGGAUAAAGAUGUUGGUGACUGGCGCAAGAACAUCGAGGACAAGGCCGGCAUGGGCGGCAGGAAGAAGAUUUUUGAGUCCGAGGCUUGAAUGGGUCACUGAAGCCCGUCUUGCUCAAGAUGCUCCUCAAUACUCCUUCACUCUUGGCUUUAAUAGACUUCAUUGUCUUUGUCGGUCAACCUUUCAGAACAUUGAGGUCAUCAGUAUGGCAAAUUGCUGUGAAAAACCAAACCAUGAGGGC
Messenger RNA from Scleropages formosus (Asian bonytongue), 679 nucleotides. RefSeq names its product troponin I, fast skeletal muscle-like. Bases 1 to 528 code for a protein of 175 amino acids. Gene Ontology annotation, cellular component: troponin complex. The transcript has 6 exons. The record is from RefSeq and is a predicted model, not a curated record. Gene Ontology annotation, biological process: cardiac muscle contraction; skeletal muscle contraction. Lineage: Eukaryota; Metazoa; Chordata; Actinopteri; Osteoglossiformes; Osteoglossidae.